This is a messenger RNA of Morchella sextelata, 1335 nucleotides long. RefSeq lists its product as uncharacterized. The transcript is spliced from 3 exons. Gene Ontology annotation, molecular function: glycosyltransferase activity. Gene Ontology annotation, cellular component: Golgi membrane. Lineage: Eukaryota; Fungi; Ascomycota; Pezizomycetes; Pezizales; Morchellaceae. Gene Ontology annotation, biological process: protein N-linked glycosylation. The record is from RefSeq and is a predicted model, not a curated record. The coding region runs from base 1 to 1335 and encodes 444 amino acids.
AUGGGGGACUCCUCUGAAAGAGGCGGUGGAAGCUACUUCCCCGGCUCCCGGUCACCAACGCCGGGAAUGUCAACGUCGAGAGCACACUCGCCUUCCCCGCGUGGGAAUUCGCCUUCGUGGGGCAACAGCAACGGUAACAACAAUAGCAGAAUAAACGGCGGGGGUAUAGGGGUUAAUGGGGCGGCGAAUGGGUAUCCUUCGUUCGGCGCACGCAAGUUCCUGGGGAAGCAUCUGCGGAAACUGUCGACAUCGCUGCCUACGUACUCGCCAGUCUCGCCGGCCUUCUCGGCAACGCCUUCUACGCCUCACCGGUAUUCGUCUGGCGCUUUUGGACGGGCGCGGGGAUUGUUUCUGCGACGGUCGAGAGGCACGACUGUGAUACUGCUGCUUGUGGCGGUAGUAUUGUUCGUGUUUACGUAUGUGCACCACAACCCAGUUAGCAGCAAAAUCCGCAAUGUUUCAGGAGGCAGUAAGGUUGUUAUCAUUUUAGCAGCCAAUCAGGGCGGUGGAGUGAUGACGUGGAAGGGCGCAAAGGAGUGGGCGGUAGAGAGGGACUCCAUUGCGAACAAGAAGGCGUAUGCGGAGCGCUGGGGAUACCACUUGGAGAUCAAGGACAUGAGCACAAAAAAGAGGUAUGCGCAUGAAUGGAGAGAGAGUUGGGAGAAGGUCGAUGUCAUCAAGCAGACGAUGAGGCAGUAUCCUAAGGCUGAGUGGUUCUGGUGGAUGGAUCUCCACACGUUCAUCAUGGAGCCCUCAAUCUCACUACACUCGCAUAUCUUCAAGCACAUGCAGAACGUCACCUACCGGGAUAUCAAUGUCUACAACCCUCUCAAGAUCACUCACCCACCGUCCAAGGAAGAAUUCUUCUACCUCGAUGAGGCCGCCCUCAGUCCGGUUGGCGACGACAAAGCUGAGAGCAUCAAUCUCAUUGUCCCACAGGACUGUGGUGGCUUCAACCUAGGUAGCUUUCUCAUCAAACGAAGCGAGUGGAGUGAGCGCCUACUCGAUAUAUGGUGGGACCCGGUUGGCUAUGAGCAGAAGCACAUGGAGUGGGAACACAAAGAACAAGACGCUCUGGAGUACUUGUACACCAAUCAGCCCUGGAUCCGUACUGGAACAGCCUUCAUCCCGCAGCGAAUGAUCAACUCUUUCCCUCCAGGUGCAUGCGCAGACACCCCCAAUGACCCGCGCAUUUUCUACGACGAGAAAGACCGCGACUUUGUCGUCAACAUGGCAGGAUGCGAGUGGGGGCGGGACUGCUGGGGCGAGAUGACGCACUACAGGCAGCUCAGCGAGAAGCUGAAUAGCGGCUGGUGGAGGAAAAGCUUCGGCUAG